AUGGCGGGGCUCUGGGCAGGGACGGUGGCUCUGGUGGCGGCGGGGCGACGCGGGCGGCGGCCCCCUCAGCACGUGAUGCGGAGCGCCGUGCUGUGGACCCGGAAGCAUGCUCUGCGCUGUUCACCACAGUGCCUACUGGUGUCCCGUAGUCUCAGCUCCGUGGGAUAUGAUCCGAAUGAAAAAACUUUUGAUAAAAUUCUUAUUGCUAAUAGAGGAGAAAUUGCAUGUCGGGUUAUUAAAACCUGCAAGAAGAUGGGCAUUAAGACAGUUGCCAUCCACAGUGAAGUUGAUGCUAGUUCCGUUCACGUGAAAAUGGCGGACGAGGCUGUCUGUGUUGGCCCAGCUCCCACCAGUAAAAGCUACCUCAACAUGGAUGCUAUCAUGGAAGCCAUUAGGAGAACCAGGGCCCAAGCUGUACAUCCAGGCUAUGGAUUUCUUUCUGAAAACAAAGACUUUGCCAGGUGCUUGGCAGCAGAAGAUGUAACUUUCAUUGGGCCUGAUACACAUGCUAUUCAAGUCAUGGGUGACAAGAUUGAAAGCAAAUUAUUAGCUAAGAAUGCAAAGGUUAACACAAUCCCUGGCUUUGAUGGGGUAGUAAAGGAUGCAGAUGAAGCUGUCAGAAUUGCAAGGGAAAUUGGCUACCCUGUCAUGAUCAAGGCCUCAGCAGGUGGUGGUGGGAAAGGCAUGCGCAUCGCUUGGGAUGAUGAAGAGACCAGGGAUGGUUUUAGGUUUUCAUCUCAAGAAGCAGCUUCUAGUUUUGGUGAUGAUAGACUACUGAUAGAAAAAUUUAUUGAUAAUCCUCGACAUAUAGAAAUCCAGGUUUUAGGUGACAAACAUGGAAAUGCACUGUGGCUUAAUGAAAGAGAGUGCUCAAUUCAGAGACGAAAUCAGAAGGUGGUAGAGGAAGCACCAAGCAUCUUUUUGGAUCCUGACACUCGAAGAGCCAUGGGCGAGCAAGCUGUGGCUCUUGCCAGAGCGGUGCAGUACUCCUCGGCUGGGACUGUGGAGUUCCUCGUGGACUCCAAGAAGAACUUCUACUUCUUGGAAAUGAAUACGAGACUCCAGGUUGAGCAUCCUGUCACAGAAUGCAUCACUGGCCUGGACUUAGUCCAAGAAAUGAUUCGUGUUGCUAAGGGUUACCCUCUCAGGCACAAGCAAGCGGAUAUCCCCCUCAAUGGCUGGGCGGUUGAAUGUCGUGUUUAUGCUGAGGACCCCUACAAGUCCUUUGGCUUACCAUCUAUUGGGAGAUUGUCUCAGUACCAAGAACCAACACAUCUACCUGGUGUUCGGGUUGACAGUGGUAUCCAGCCGGGAAGUGAUAUCAGCAUUUAUUAUGACCCUAUGAUCUCAAAACUAGUCACAUACGGUUCCGACAGAGCUGAAGCACUCAAGAGGAUGGAAGAUGCACUGGAUCAUUACGUGAUUCGAGGUGUUACACACAACAUUGCAUUGCUUCGAGAAGUGAUAAUCAACUCACGCUUUGUGAAAGGAGACUUCAGCACUAAGUUUCUCUCGGAUGUGUAUCCUGAUGGCUUUAAAGGACACAUAUUAACGCAGAGUGAGAGAAGCCAGCUGUUGGCCAUCGCGUCAUCACUGUUUGUGGCAUCCCAGUUACGAGCCCAACACUUUGAAGAGCAUUCAAGAGUGCCAGUUAUUAAACCAGACAUGGCUAAGUGGGAGCUCUCAAUAAAACUGCAUGACGAAGAGCAUAAUGUCAUAGCAUCAAACAGUGGGUCAACAUUUUCUGUGGAAGUUGAUGGGUCGAAAGUGAAUGUGACCGGUACGUGGAACCUGGCGUCCCCCUUGCUGUCUGUCAGCGUUGACGGCGCGCCGAGGACCGUGCAGUGUCUUUCUCGAGAAGCAGGUGGGAAUAUGAGCAUUCAGUUUCUUGGUACAGUGUAUAAGGUGCGUGUCUUGACCAAACUCGCAGCAGAGUUGAACAAAUUUAUGCUGACAAAAGUGGCCGAGGACAGCAGCAGCAUUCUGCGCUCCCCGAUGCCUGGCGUGGUGGUGGCCGUGUCUGUCAAGCCUGGAGACAUGGUGUCAGAAGGUCAAGAAAUCUGUGUGAUGGAAGCUAUGAAAAUGCAGAAUAGUAUGACAGCUGGGAAAACUGGCAAGGUGAAACUGGUCCAUUGCAAGCCUGGAGACACAGUUGGUGAAGGAGACCUUCUUGUGGAGAUGGAGUGAAACAUCUAGAGCCUUGUGGUCAUCCCACUUUAGUCAGUCAUUUGUGUUCUCGGCACUGGCUUUUGUCCGGUGUCCUACAGGAGCACUCCUGUGCAGCACACUCUAUGUCACAUUUACCCCUCAGAAGAGGCAAAGCCGACAUUCUGCCAAAAAUCACCAAUGGAAAUUUUUAUGGAUAUAAAUACUUGUACAUAUGAUUUAUACUUCUGCUGUGAGAUUUCCUAGUGUCAAAAUUAAAUCAAUAAAACCAAGCAUUUGUCUAAA
This is a messenger RNA of Jaculus jaculus (lesser Egyptian jerboa), 2451 nucleotides long. It is a transcript of the gene Pcca, whose product is annotated as propionyl-CoA carboxylase subunit alpha. NCBI's taxonomy places the organism in Eukaryota, Metazoa, Chordata, Mammalia, Rodentia, Dipodidae. Gene Ontology annotation, molecular function: ATP binding; propionyl-CoA carboxylase activity; metal ion binding. The record is from RefSeq and is a predicted model, not a curated record. The transcript has 24 exons. Bases 1 to 2187 code for a protein of 728 amino acids. Gene Ontology annotation, cellular component: mitochondrion.